Messenger RNA from Parnassius mnemosyne (clouded apollo), 504 nucleotides. The record is from the annotation of a GenBank genome assembly. Lineage: Eukaryota; Metazoa; Arthropoda; Insecta; Lepidoptera; Papilionidae.
AUGUUGCGCCGAAACUUACGCACCUCAUGUAAAACAAUAUAUUUUGUAGUAUUUUACAAUUUUUUUUACCUUAGUAAUGCUUUAUUAUGUUACAAUGGUACUCUGUCUAAUGUAAAAUUUGGCGAAGAUCCUUUACAACGUAAACGUAUCUUUAUUUCUGAUAGCAGAUUUGAAGCAAGGCUGCGCUGUUCCCUGACCAUUCUAUGUCCAGACAAUGCAGUGUGCUUUUUUCGAUCAUGGGUCGCCCGUUCGAAGCAUGCUUGGAUUGUACAGCGAGGGUGCUACGAGCUAAGUACAGAAGAGUCUCCGCCAAUUUCUCUUUCUGUCAUAUCUAGAUCGAUGAGUUGUAAACGUCAAAGAUUUCCUGACGCUGAGUAUAAGGUAUGUUUUUGUCAAGGAGACCGAUGUAAUGGGAGUAUCGAUUUGUGUUUAAAUUAUCCAAAAGGCCUUUUAUUUUUAUUAUUUGUGCUACAUUUAUUUUUUUAUAUUAGUUCAUUGCAAUAA